Molecule: messenger RNA, 10499 nt
Organism: Eriocheir sinensis (Chinese mitten crab)
Lineage: Eukaryota; Metazoa; Arthropoda; Malacostraca; Decapoda; Varunidae
Exons: 3
Coding region: 7331-8920 (529 amino acids)
Biological process (GO): DNA replication
Molecular function (GO): DNA-directed DNA polymerase activity; nucleotide binding; DNA binding
Source: RefSeq, a predicted model, not a curated record
GGGCAUUCUCUGGCUUCGCCAGCCGAGAGACAACCAUUUAUAAACGAAUGUUGAUGCUGGAAAGAAAACUGGAUAAGUGGAUUGAUAUGAUAAAGAGCAGAGAGAUCGAGGAAUCCCAAAAUAGGGAAUUCCGUAGAGACCUGAAAGCUAGGGUUCGUGGAUUGGAGGAACGGGAGAUGCAACUGAUCAAAGAGAAUGAAGAGUUGAAGGGAAAAGUGGCAGAAUAUGAAAAGUUGAUGAAAGAUGGACUGGGGGAGGUUAUAAAGGAAAAUGAAAGUUUAAAGAAAUUAGUCACCCAGGAGGAGAGAAGAGUCAGGGAGGAGGUAUUGGGUGAAAUGAAGACCUGGAAAGUGGAGAGUGAGAAAGCAAACGUGAAUCUUAGAGAGGUAAUUGAGCAACAAAUGAAAGAAGAUAAGGAAGAUGUAAAAAAGGAAGUGGUUAAGGUAAUAAAGAAAAAUGAAGAACUAGUCAGGGAAGUUGCAGACAAGAAGAAGAGUGUGAUAGUAUUUGGUUUGAAGGAAAAGACGAUCACAUAUAAGCCAAAAGGAGAUAAAGAGGAAUUGAAAUCAAUUAAGGACCUACUAAAAAAAUUAAAUGAUGACGAGCGACAAAGUAUUGAGGAAGAGGUGGAGGAAAUCCACAGGAUGGGUCCAUACACAGAAGGAAAAACCAGGCCAAUAAAAAUAAAGUUAAGAUCACAGAAGGCGGCUGAGGAUAUUUUGUACAGAACAACUAAAUUAAGGGAAACGGAAGAUUGCAAGGAUAUAUACAUAAAGAAAAAUAGAAAUGAAGAAGAAAGAAGGAAAUGGAACGAACUACUAGCAGAGGCGAAGGAGAAGAAUUAUGAAAGAUCUGUGGAAGAAAAGGAGAUAUUUUUUUGGAGAAUAGUAGGGGACCGAGUCAGAAAGUGGUACACAAGAGAGAGGAUAAAGAAGAACGAAAGUUAGAAAAGAUAGAUAAGAGUAAAUGUUUAAGAGUGAUGUAUACACAUGUAGAUGGAUUAAUAACUAGUAAAUUGGAACGGCAAGAUUUCAUAAAGGAGAAAGAACCAAUGAUCGUAUGGUUAACGGAAACCAAACUGAACGAAGCUAUUAAAUUAGAGAUUAAUAAAAACUAUGAUAUAUGGAGGAAAGAUAGAAUGGGCAAAGGGGGAGGUGGAGUGAUGAUAAUGACAAAAAAAGAGUUAGCAGUGAAAGCGGUAGAAUACGGAGAAGGUAAAGCUGAAAUUGCGAAAGUAAAUGUGGAAACCAAAAACAAGGAAAGGUUGACAAUUGUAACCGCAUAUGUACCACCUAGAACAAACUCAUGGUGUAAGGAAGAGCACGACACUAUGAUCAAUGACACUAUAUGGAGUUUAAGCAAAAUGCUUAAGGAAAACAAAAAAGUUAUGCUAGUUGGUGACUUCAAUUGUAAAGAGAUUGACUGGGAGAUAUUCGAGAUCAAUAGUGGAGAUAACGCAUGGGGAGAUAGAUUCCUAAGAUUGAUGAUGAAAAAUCUUAUGAUACAAAGAGUGAAUGAACAUACAAGAUAUAGAAGUGACGAUGAACCGGCAAGACUGGACCUAGUGCUAACAAAAGGAAUAUACAUCAAGGAUGAACUAAGGUAUGGAUGUCCACUGGGCAAGAGUGAUCAUGUAACCAUAGAAAUUGAUACAGAAGUGGAGGUUACUAAAGAGGAUGAAUCUUACAAAUCAAACAGGCUAAACUAUACUAAGACAGACAUGGAAAAUCUUGGGAAGUUUUACGAGAAAGUGGAAUGGGAUGAGUUACUGAGAAAAAAUAAAGUACAAGAAAAGUAUGAUGUCUUUAUGGAAGCCUAUAACACCGGUGUCAAAAAAUAUGUACCCGUAUACAGACCCAAAGUUAAGGGUAGGAAGCACUGGUUUAAUGCCAAAUGUGCAAACGCAAAAGAAAAAAGGGACAAAGCAUGGAAAAGAUUAAAAAGAAGGAAGAAUUAAAGAAACAAAGAAGACUUCAGAAUGGCGAGAAAUGAAUAUGUGAAAAUAAGGAAAGAAGAAGAAAAAGGAUAUGAGAAGGAUAUUGUGGAAAAAUGCAAAGAACAGCCUAAGUUGUUUUACAGAUUUAUAAAUGGGAAGACUAAACCGAAAGAAACAAUAGAAAGACUGAGAGACGGGAAGGUGGAAGUCAAUGACCCUAAAGGUAUGGCAGAGUUAUUAAAUAGAAAAUUCCAGCAAGUCUUUACCAAAGAAACAAUCUUUAUUGAGCCACAAGAUAAUAAAAUAGAAGUUCAUAUGGAAGAGAUUAUGGUAAACAAAGAAGAGAUCUAUAAAUUACUGGGAGAACUAGAAGAGGGAAAAGCAGUAGGACCGGAUGUAGUCUCUGGGUAUAUUUUAAAAAAAUGUAAGAGAUGAAUUAAUUGUUCCAAUAUACGACAUCAUAAGAUGCUCAGUAGCAACAGGUACGGUGCCCAAUGAGUGGAGAAGGGCUGAAGUGGUCCCCAUAUAUAAAAGUGGAAGGAAAGAUGAACCUUCAAACUACAGACCCAUAUCCCUGACAAGUGUUUUGUGCAAAAUAUGUGAGAAAAUAAUAAAGAAACAGUGGACUAAAUCUCUAGAAGAGCAUAAGUUAAUUACCAGCAAACAAUAUGGAUUUCAAAAGGGCCGAUCAUGUGUUACAAACUUACUCAGUUUUUACUCGAGUGACAGAACACAGGGAAGGGAUGGAUGGGUUGAUUGUAUUUAUCUAGAUUUAAAAAAGGCCUUCGACAAAGUUCCACAUACAAGACUAUUAUGGAAACUGGAAAAUAAAGGAGGAUUGAAAGGAAAUAUGAAAAAAUGGAUGGCAAGCUACCUAAUGGGAAGGGAGAUGAGAACUGUGGUCAAGGACAUAAAAUCAGAAUGGAGAAAUGUAGAAAGCGGAGUAGCACAGGGUUCAGUAUUAGCACCGAUAAUCUUCCUGGUAUAUGUAAAUGACAUGGCUGAAGGAGUUAAUAGCUACAUAAACCUAUUUGCUGACGACGCUAAAUUACAAAAACAUAUAAGAAACAAAGAAGAUUGUGAAAUAUUGCAAGAAGACCUAUACAAAAUUUGGAAAUGGAGUAUGGAUUGGGAGAUGGAAUUUAAUGUGAAAAAAUGUCAUGUUGGAUUGGGAGAUGGAAUUUAAUGUGAAAAAAUGUCAUGUUAUGGAAAUGGGUAAAAGUGAAACAAGACCAAUCUGGAUAUACAAAAUGGGAAAUGGUGAAACAUUAAAAAAAGUGCACGAAGAGAGAGAUCUGGGAGUAGUGAUGAGGGAUGAUAAUCAACCAGAGAGUCAUAUAAAUCGGAUCUUUAGAGACACAUAUAACUUGGUGAGAAAUAUUGGAGUAGCAUUUAACUACAUGGACAAGGACAUGAUGAGAAGGCUAAUCACUACCAUGAUUAGACCAAAAUUACAAUAUGCAGAGGUAGUGUGGUCCCCCCAUAAGAAGAAGCAUAUAAAGAAACUAGAAAGAAUACAGAGGAUGGCAUCAAAAAUGGUCCCAGAGUUGGAGGGAUUAAUAUACGAGGAAAGAUUAAAGGAAAUGAACUUAACAAAACUGGAACAAAGAAGAGAAAGGGGAGACCUAAUCCAAAUUUAUAAAUUACUAAACAAAAUAGAUGAAGUAGAUAAUGAAGAACUGCUACUAACAGAAGGAAACAUAAGCAGAAAUACAAGAGGAGACAGUAAAAAAUUGAGAAAGGGUAGAUGCUUGAGAGACACAAAGAAGUAUAGCUUCCCGCAAAGAAAUGUAGAGGUUUGGAACAGUCUGAGCGAGGAUAUAGUAUCAGCGAGGAGUGUGCAAAGCUUUAAAGAUAAGUUGGAUAAAUGCAGAUACGGAGACGGGACCACACGAGCAUAAUGCCCAGGCCCUGUAAAACUACAACUAGGUAAAUACAACUAGGUAAACACACACACACACACGCACACACACAUCUGGUCAUACGAGAUAAAAUCGCGGAAAAAAUGGAUCGAUGACAUCUCCAUGUAUCUGAGGCCACGCCUAUUGAAGUCUUAAUGAUUCAAGUCAUUACAAUAAAUCUCAGGUUAUUAAGGACUGACCCGAGGAACACACAUGCAUGCGCACACUCGCACACGCAUACACAUACACACGCGCACACACACACACACAUACACACACACACACAUACACACACGCACGCACACGCACACACGCACACACACACAUCUGUUCAUACGAGAUAAAAUCACGGAAAAAAAAUGUUUCGAUGGCAUCUCCAUGUAUCUGAGGCCACGCCUUCUGGUCUUCUGAAGCCUUAAUGAUUCAAGUCAUUACAAUAAACCUCAGGUCAUUAAGGACUGACCUGAGGAACACACACACACACACACACACACACACACACACACACACACACACACACACACACACACACACACACACACACACACACACACACGUACAAACGAACACACAACGCCGGGGGGUAUUUAUGGGCGUCAAACCAACGAGCACUUCACAGGUUCUCAAGGAGGUCUCGGGUCAAGAGGUCUCCUGUUCUUGUUUCCCGUAAACAUGAGGACCCCUGUACACACCUGCAUCAAAUGUUCAUGGUGUAAUAAUUACUUCCCGUUGUCCGCACUCGCAGCUCAUAGAGCGACCUGCCUUCCAGAGGGCCUUGGGACUGGAUCGAAAGAUAUAUCUACUAGAAACAAUGAUAAGUACUUAAAUGUUCGCGUUACUUUAUAUGACUGUCAUAAAAAAUCAGUAGCAGAUGUGGAUGACGGGAGGGGGGUAGAGAGUUGGGCAACAUGUUCAAUAUCGACUUUAGUCUUUCUAUCUUUUUUCAGAAGAGACGUCGUAGACUAGCUCUGAUCGAUCAGAUGUCAGUUUCUCUCAACCAGGCCCUAGCGAUAUUGGAAGUUGUUCUCCACGGACGGGUCUCAGCUACGAAGCCAGUCAAAACCAAAGGGCUAUCUCCGAAGAAGGCGGGUCUGGUAGGCUCAGCCAUUGCUCUCCUCUUCAGCGAUCGGUAGUGGACGAAAACGAAAACAAGCGAAUACAGGAACAAACGACACCUGCAGGAAAAAGCAAGCCCGUCGUGAGGGAUUCUCCCAUCCAAACAGUUCUCCACAGCCAGGGCCCAGCUAUUAUAACCCGGGACGGCCGGCAACAACACCCUCACCAACACCCGGUGAAAUAAGCCAACAUUUCAACGGGGCCUUAACAACGAUCGACGUGCCCGUCCCACCAGCAGACAACGGCGACAUUGCAUCAUAUUUCAACAACAACACUGACCGUCUUCGCGAGGCAGUAGAGUCUGUAUUCCAAGGCUGCCAGCAGGUUAGACCUCCUUCUUUUAAAGUGUACGUUGACAUGCAUCUGCGUUUAGUCAGAGAAGACCCCGACGAUGGAGUUCAAUAUAGAUAUAUGUAUAUGAGAAGUCAUAUGCAGGUAAUUAGCUAUGAUGAUAUAGAUUCAUAUGUACGUGAACUAUCCGAAUAUUUUGUUAAUCGGUUUGAACAUGACAUGUCAGACGAAGAGGGCAGUGGAUUUACGUUAGAUGAAAUAGUUAGCGUAAAAUUUUCCUUCUCUCUUAUAAUGCUGCACAAUAGUAAUGGAGAGUAUGUGCCCUAUCUUAAGGGUGUUCCAGGGAAAACACAAGUUCUCAACCCUUCGGGACCCACGGACUGUGUUUUCCAAGUUCUAACAGCUUAUCGCUAUCUAAAGUCAAGAAAUGUAGUUCCAUCGAGCAGACAAUGGGAGAAUGCUUGCUUGGGCUCUAUUAAUACGGGUAACAUUCCAACCCCGGUAUCCUGGGAAGACCUCGGUCGGCUUGAAAGAUUAAACAACAUAAGUAUUCGCGUUUACUGUCUAGACAACGUUGAAGACAAAAAAGGCGAACUAACUCUAGUCAGAAAGGGGCUCAAAGAUCAAGAAGUUGUUCAUUGUCUGUUGUUGGGGAACAGACACCUAGCUCUUAUCCAAGACUUUGACGCAUACAUGAACCUGUUUACCUGCCGACGUCGCGGGAAAAAAAUGUUUUGCGAUAUCUGCCUGUGCGCCUGUGAGAACAAGACAACGCUUGCUGAACAUGUGCUAAUUUGCCCAACGAUGAUCACAAGACUAAGAUUCCCACCCGCGGGCUCUACUGUGAAAUUUAUUAAUCAUGCUAAGGCAUAUGAGCCAUCUUAUUUAGCAUUCUAUGACUUUGAGAGUAUUCUCGUAGAGCCUUCUUCGAAUGUGUCUGGAUGUGUAAAGAGAAAUCACUUUGCCAUAGCGUAUGCUUACAUUAUAUUUAAUAGAAACGGAAAAACAGUACAAAGCGGAUCCUAUUGUUGAAGUAAUGCUGUAAACCAUUUUAUUCAUACAAUGCAGUGUGCCUGGAAAAAGUUAAAAUUUUCUACAGGCUACAAUAAAAUCAACAUGACCGAUGAAGAUACGGCACGUCACAAUGAGCAAACUCACUGUCUUCUCUGUAAACAGGGUUUUUUAAAAGGUAAAGGAGUAAAACAUCAUGACCAUGAAAAAUCAGGAAACAAUUACAUUGGAGCUUAUUGUAAUAGAUGCAACCUCCAAAUGAAAAAUCACAAAUUGCAGCUCACUCUCAUUGCACAGAAUGCUAAUUACGACAUGUCGUUAAUCCUGCGUGAAUUAACGAUACCUGACUUGAAAAUCAAACUAAGACCAAAACGUUCAGUUCACAAAUACCAUGAAGUCAUCAUAAAUGACUUGAGAUUUAUUGACUCGUAUGCCUUUAUGUCUGGUUCACUCGCGGCUUUAGAGAACCAAUUCAUCAGUAAUGGGAACGAACCCAUAUGCACACAACCGAUGUUGAAAGAUGUGCCAGCACCUGCGUUGCCAUUACUGAUCAAGGGAAAGCAGGUGUUUUGUUAUGACUAUUAUAUGGAUUCGAUGGAACGACUUUCCGAGACACGUCUUCCAUCCCGCGAAGAUUUUUUCAAUUCGCUUCAAGAAGCAGAACUUUCCGAAAGUGAUUAUAAACAUGCUCAGAAUGUUUGGAAAGUAGCUGGGUGUCAGAGCCUGAAGGACUAUUUGUUGCUUUUUGUAAAAGUGGAUGUUGGCCUUCUAUGUGAUGUCUUCCUAGAGUGGCGAGGUAUUUUGGAAACCCAGUGGAGGUUGGAUAUUGUAAAUUAUGUUAGCCUGCCAGGAUUUGCCUAUGACUCCUUUCUGCUAAAAACAGCAGGAAUUAGAGGUGCUUAGUAGCCCAAACAUAUAUCAUUGCAUUCAAACAAAUGUGCGUGGGAGCUACGCAAGUGUUGUGCGUCGUUUUGUACGCGCCAAUAACAUCUACACGAACCCUCAGUUUAAUCCAAAACAUGAUAGAAGCACUUUCCUUUCAUAUCUUGACUUCAACAGUCUUUAUCCCACUGUAAUGCAAGAGAAGUUGCCAUGUGGGGAUAUGAGAAAACUAGAUGAGACAGAAAUGCAGUCGUUUUUGAGCGGGGGCUUGGUCAAUCAAGCAACCGAUGGCGAUUUUGGAUAUCUCAUUCUGUGCGAUACUGAGGCUGUCUCACGUGAAGUCGUUGAGAAAACGGAUGACCUCCCACUGAUCAUCAGAAGACACAAUAUCACCAACAGAGAUAUAUCGUCAGUCACACGCGAAUGGUAUGAAGAAGAAAACCGUCCAGCACCGUGUAAGAACAUAAUACUGAUUGGAACACAUGCUGCUCAGGAGAAAAUGCUAUUUGCUCUGCCCUUCCUUAAACUACUUAUUCGACUAGGCCUGGUUGUUAAAAAAGUGCAUGCUAUUUAUACGUUUAAGCAAAAGCACUUUCUUGCGGACUUCAUUCAGGAUAACAUAGAAGCCCGCAAAAGUGCUACUUGUCCUAUCAAGAAAAAUGCAAUCAAGUGUAUUUCAAACAGCAUUUUUGGUCGAUUCCUGAUGAACGUGGCCAAAUAUAGUGAAGACAUAGAUAUUGUCACCAACCGCGAAAAGUUUUUGAAGCUGGCCCGAAGUCCUUACUUUAAACGCGUUGUACCCCUCAAUGAUGGCCAUGUAGUUGUAACUCGCCAUAGGAAAUAUUCACGGGUGAAUCAUCCAAACUACAUUGGCUACUACAUCCUAGAGCUGCCCAAGCUGCGACUAUAUGAUUUCUAUUACAAUGUGUUGAAGGCUCAUUACGGAGAUCGGGCGAAACUAGUGUAUUGUGACACUGAUUCCUUAAUAACAGAAAUUGAAACUCCUGAUCUAUUAACAGAGUACUCGCAGGAACCCUUCAAAAGCUAUAUAGACACAAGCAACUUUAGCCCCUCACAUUCCUUGUACAGUACAGACAAUAAAGGAAAGCUUGGAUUUCUCAAGUCUGAAGUGGGGGAAAGAACCAUCUCAGAAUUUGUAGGUGUAAAACCAAAGUGCUACUCCAUCCUCUUGGCAGACGGUGACCGCUUGAGUUCACCUAAGGGCGUUCCAAAGUUCAUAAAGAAGAAAAUUGCUCAUCAGCGAUACAAAGACGCCCUAUUCCAGAAGCAAACAUUUACCUUUGACUAUCAGGGAUUCACAGUGCGCAAUGGACGAAUGAGUACAGUAACAUAUCCCAAGAGAGGGAUAUCUGUAGUUGAGGACAAAAGAUACUACAUUAGCACCUUGGAGUCGCGAUCUUACGGUCAUCCCGAUAAUUCUAUAGGGAUAGAGGAGGAAGAGCAGGAGGAGGAGGUAGCCCAGAUCAUGACACUGUCAAACGAAGACAAUUUGGAGGAAGGCGAUGAAAGAGGCAUAAUAGAAGCGAGACUAGCCGAGGUAAUGGGUGGGCAAGAGGUCGGUGAAAUGGGAGAACUAGAAGAAGAAACCUAUGAAUUGUGGGGAGAACGGGAUGUGCUGGCCGAGCAAUAUUUUCCCAUGAUAAAACGGGUAGAGGCGGAUGAUGACAUGUUAAUGCAAGCCGCGGAACAGGAAGAAAUAAAUCAAAUGCUCUCAUCAUCCCCCCUUGAAUAUAUGCUAGUAGAUACAGACUUUUCAGAAUAAAUUGUAGUUGUUUAUAAGAUAGGGACUGGUGUGAAUGUUGUAUAUACUGUUUAUAGUGUAAGAAUUUGCCUGCUAUUUUUAUGUUAAAUAUAAAAUAUAUGUAAAUAUAUUCUGUAUAUAGGACUAAUGUUGGAGCCUGUGAUAUUAUAAAAUUGCACAUGAUGAAUCUGGAAUCAUAAUUUGACCAAAUUCCAAUAAACAUUGAGUUUGUUUGACUUGUUUAUAUGUCCUUUAUCAAAAAAAAAAAAAAAAAGAAACGGAUGAAAAAUAAAAUAAUUGUCUUAAAAUUUAUUCGAUUUGUGGAAACAUAUGGAUAAAACGCUUUUAUGUUUCGAUCCGGCUCAUGCAUAAAAGACUGCCCGCCAAAUAAGGCGGCGGCGGCGGCGGCGGCAGCGGGCGCUGCGAUGACAGGAUGCGACAGGAUUGCUCGGGGCCCGGGACGGGGCGGGGCGGGGGCAGCACGGGGUAGUGGCGGUGACGAGUGAGGACCUGUGAGUGGAGCCAGACCUCUGAUUUAAGCAUGGUAUACAACCACCCCACCCCCCGAUAAAGGAACUAGAAAAUUAUUUAUGCUUAGAAUAGCUUCAUGGAAUGUAAUACAAUUCAAUAUGAAAAAAUCAAUAAGUCAAUACUUACUUUUUAUGAACACGUGUUAAAUGUUUGAUGCCAUACGGGCAUUAUAAACUUGCUGUAAGCGAAUCUCAUCACGUGUUCAUCAUUCCUCAAAUAUUCAGUCUUGGAAAACUCCAUACAUAUUUUUUCAAGAGUUUCUCUUACACCCAAGUGUGAAACAUUGUAGGCAAAGUACAUGGCAUAAGCCCCGCACACAUCGCUUGGCGUGCUUUGAAGUCGAAAUGCAUUUUUAUACAUACUGAGCCCGGGGUAAUCAAUAUAUUUGAAAUGAUCAGAGUAUAGUUUUGGAUCGAGAGCAUAACUAUCUAGGAACACUGCCAUGCCCGGUUCAUAGUAGAGACAAAUCCAGUGUCCCAUUUCUCUUUUAGAAUAACUUGGUAGCGUAUUUACGAUGCACACUAUAGGUUUUCUAUAUCGAGGUAUAGAGUUUACCUUGUCUGCCAAUAACACGCCUAAAAACAAGGCUUGCUUUCCUAUGUGCCCCCUCAAUCCUCUUUCAAUCUCCAUGUUGUUCAUCGCACAGCCGCUUCAAGCGCGCACAUCACACUGCAGCCGUCUUUCAGAAUUAACUGUUAUUAUACCCACUGUUUCGCCAAACAGUAUCAACAGACGGUUCUCGUUUUCUCCCUUGCUUAGAUUCAAGCUAAGUCUAAGCCCCCCAUUCAUUUCAACGGGCAAAUUAUCAUUCAAGUUUUCAGCACGCAAAUCAAAUGUGCAAAUCAUUGCCCCCUUGCCGAAAAUAUCCUUUCCGAUUAAAUGGUCUUUGUGAAAACCAAGUGCAUCCAAAGUACGAUGGUAGAGCUCAGCAUAGUCAUGAGGGAAUUUACUAGGAAUAUUAUACAUGGUUCUACCAUUAACACUUAAGCUUAUUUGACUUAUAUCGCCAUGGCUCAAAUACAAUGGAUUUAGCGUAUAGUCGCCAGAAUGAGCUUCCAUGCUCGUUAUA